Molecule: messenger RNA, 486 nt
Organism: Grosmannia clavigera kw1407
Lineage: Eukaryota; Fungi; Ascomycota; Sordariomycetes; Ophiostomatales; Ophiostomataceae
Product: 40S ribosomal protein s11
Exons: 4
Coding region: 1-486 (161 amino acids)
Biological process (GO): translation
Cellular component (GO): ribosome; cytosolic small ribosomal subunit
Molecular function (GO): structural constituent of ribosome
Source: RefSeq, a predicted model, not a curated record
AUGGCUACCGAGCUGACCGUCCAGUCCGAGCGUGCUUUCCAGAAGCAGCCGCACAUCUUCCUCAACUCCAAGACCAAGGUCAAGACCUCGCGGCCGGGCAAGGCUGGACGGAGAUGGUACAAGAACGUUGGUCUGGGCUUCCGGACGCCCAAGGCCGCCAUUGAGGGCAGCUACAUCGACAAGAAGUGCCCCUUCACCGGCCUGGUCUCGAUCCGUGGCCGUAUCCUUACCGGCACGGUCGUGUCCACCAAGAUGCACCGCACCCUGAUCAUCCGGCGAGAGUACCUCCACUACAUCCCCAAGUACUCCCGUUACGAGAAGCGGCACACGAACCUGGCGGCUCACUGCUCGCCCGCUUUCCGUGUUGAGGAGGGUGACCAGGUCACCGUCGGCCAGUGCCGCCCCCUGAGCAAGACUGUCCGCUUCAACGUCCUGCGCGUGCUUCCCCGGACCGGCAAGGGUGUGAAGAAGUUCAGCAAGUUCUAA